UUUCUGAUUGUUUUGAAUUAACGUGACAUGCCUCUGUUUAUAGGAAGUCACUUUCUAAGGCUCAAUAGCUUACUAAAGAAAUUCCAAUGUUAACCUUUGACAGUCAGACAAGUGUUUGAUGAUUUGGAAUCUCAUUUCUGUAUUUUCUGGUGUUUCAGAAGGGGGAACCAGGAUCAUUCGACCAUUCUGUAUCUAGUCUUAGGAAUGUGCGUAACUCCAUGUCAGGGUACAUAGAUGCUUGUUUGUGAUGGCAUGACAUCCAGGUUUGAUUAGGAACAAGGAGAUUUUCAAUUGAGUGUAGAAAAUUUUCAAUGACCGACAGUAUCUGGUAGAUGAUAUAUACUUCUUUUGAUCCCCAGGCUACUAAAGGAUCACAUAAAUCUUAGGUCCCUAUGUUCCACUUACGGUUCGCAUUAACAAAAGAAAAAGAGAACUGAUAUAUAGAGUGGCCGUUGUCCGUUCCAGAUGGCUCAUCACACAGCUCGUCACUCAAUAAGUCGCUCAAUGGACUGGCAUAGUGCGGCAGACAGGAGGGCUGACUCUUCUAGUAUACCUGUAUUUUUGCAUGGAGAUCUCGAUAUAUGGAUUAAGGAAGCAAGAGCUCUUCCAAAUUUGGAUCUAGCUUCCGAAAGGAUGAGAAAAUGUUUUACGAUGUUUGGUAGUUGUGGUCCUUGUGGAUGUCAAGUAGAAAAAAGAAGUACGUCUCCAGGUAGGCUUUCAGGAAGGUCUCCAGGUAGGCUUUCGGGAAAGCAAUCUGUAAUUACAAGUGAUCCCUACGUGUCCAUAUGUCUCCGAGGGGCUACAGUCGCGCAGACUAGAGUAAUUUAUAACAGUGAAAACCCGUCAUGGGAUGAGCAUUUUAGUGUGCCAGUUGCUCAUCCUGUAGUAAAUGUAGAACUUCAGGUCAAAGAUAAUGAUGUUUUAGGGGCCCAAUUAAUAGGUGUCGUGAGGAUACCUGCUGAGAAAAUUCUGUUGGGCGAUGAUAUUGAUGGUUGGUUUCCUAUAGCAGGACAUUAUGAAACAACUUCAAACUCUCCACCUGAGUUGCAUUUUUGUGUUAAAUUUCAGCCAGUAGAGGAAAACCCUCUGUACAGAGAUGGUGUUGGUGCAGGCCCAGAAUACACAGGGGUGCCAAGCACUUAUUUUCCCCUUCGUAAAGGAGGAAGUGUGACUCUUUAUCAAGAUGCUCAUGUACCUCAAAAUAUGCUUCCUGAAAUUCCACUUGAUGAAGGAAAAUCUUUUCGACAAAACCAAUGUUGGGAAGACAUAUGUCAUGCCAUGACUGAAGCUCAUAACCUGAUUUAUAUUACUGGUUGGUCAAUAUAUCACAAAAUCAAACUUAUAAGAGAGCCAACAAGGCCAUUACCCUCUGCUGGUGAACUCACCCUUGGAGAGUUGUUGAAAUACAAGUCGGAAGAGGGACUCCGUGUGAUUUUGCUGGUUUGGGAUGACAAAACUUCGCAUGAUAAAUUUCUUUUUAAAACAGAUGGUGUUAUGCAAACUCAUGAUGAAGAAACCAAAAAAUAUUUCAAACACUCGAGCGUACAUUGUGUGCUUUGUCCUCGAUAUGGUAGCAGUAAGCUUAGCAUUUUUAAGCAACAGGUUGUGGGGACCCUUUUUACGCAUCACCAGAAGUGCGUUCUUCUUGACACCCAAGCGACAGGGAACAAUCGGAAGAUUACUGCUUUUAUAGGUGGAAUUGACCUAUGUGAUGGUCGAUACGAUACUCCUGAACAUAGGCUCUUCAGCGAUCUUAGCACUAUUUUUAAAAAUGAUGUUCAUAAUCCUACUUUCACAUCUGUUAUCGGUGGACCAAGGGAACCCUGGCAUGAUUUACACUGUAAAAUUGAUGGUCCCGCGGCUUAUGACAUAAUGACUAAUUUUGAACAAAGAUGGAGAAAAGCUGCAAAAUGGCGCGAUAUCAGGUUUAGACAUGUCAGACAUUGGCACGAGAAUACUUUGUUAAAGAUAGAUCGACUUUCUUUCAUACUAACGCCCAAGCCAGGCCCUGAUGGCGACCAUGCUGUCCGUGUUAACACGGAAGAAGAUCCCGAAAAUUGGCAUGUGCAGGUAUUUCGUUCCAUUGACUCUGGAUCUGUUAAGGGUUUCCCAAAGGGUUCCAAGGAAGCUGAGGAGCAGAGCCUUGUCUGUGGCAAAAACUUAAAGGUAGACAGAAGCAUACAUACCGCAUAUGUAAAAGCAAUUAGAUCAGCACAACAUUUCAUAUACAUAGAGAACCAGUAUUUCAUCGGAUCAUCAUAUUACUGGCCAUCAUAUAAAAAUGCAGGUGCGGACAAUUUGAUCCCUAUGGAACUGGCCUUAAAAAUUGCUAAUAAAAUAAAUGAAGAUGAACGCUUUAGUGUGUAUGUUCUGAUUCCAAUGUGGCCAGAGGGCAUUCCAGCCAGUGGUUCCGUCCAAGAGAUAUUGUAUUGGCAGGGACAGACGAUUUCUAUGAUGUACGGUAUUGUUGCAGAGGCUCUUGAAAAAGCAGGCCUUGCUGAGGCUCAUCACCCACAGGAUUACUUGAACUUCUAUUGUCUUGGUAAACGAGAAAUUCUAUCUCCAGACUAUAUAUCUCGUCAUAAUGGUCCAAAUGAAUACCCGAAAUUAUCUCAGAAGUAUGGAAGAUUUAUGAUCUACGUCCAUGCCAAAGGAAUGAUAGUUGAUGAUGAAUACAUUUUGAUGGGAUCAGCAAACCUAAACCAGAGAUCUUUGGACGGUUCAAGAGACACAGAAAUUGCUAUGGGUUCUUAUCAACCAAAGUACACAUGGGCAAGUCAAAACAAGCGUCCACGUGGCCAGGUAUAUGGAUAUCGCAUGUCCCUCUGGGCUGAACAUCUUGGGAAGCUUAAGAGAUGUUUCGAAGAGCCUGAAUCACCUGAAUGUGUAGAGUAUGUGAACAAAAUUGCACAAAGCAACUGGGAUGCUUUUGCAGGAGAAAAGAACAUGGAGUUAAAGGGACACUUAAUGAAAUAUCCAAUUCAAGUAAGUAGAGAUGGGAAGGUUAGUUCAUUGCCUGGACAUGAAUCAUUUCCUGAUGUUGGUGGUAAGAUUCUUGGAGCUCCUACAAAUCUUCCUGAUGUCCUAACCACUUAAACUACACGACUAAUAAUUAUAGCUGACGCUGGUUAUGGAUCAGCAUGUAAUCACCUCGAUUGUGUCAUGGCGUUGAUAAAGUCUAUGGUCAGGACCUCCUUGUAAAGAACCGACACUGCAUUUUGAGGGAGGCUCUGUACUUUAUAGAGAACGUUCUAUGUUGUUACCAUUUUUAAUGUUGAAAAUAAUG
Daucus carota subsp. sativus is the source of this 3286-nucleotide messenger RNA. Its product is annotated as phospholipase D delta. Gene Ontology annotation, biological process: phospholipid catabolic process; phosphatidylcholine metabolic process. The record is from RefSeq and is a predicted model, not a curated record. The coding region runs from base 466 to 3096 and encodes 876 amino acids. Gene Ontology annotation, cellular component: plasma membrane. The transcript is spliced from 10 exons. Lineage: Eukaryota; Viridiplantae; Streptophyta; Magnoliopsida; Apiales; Apiaceae. Gene Ontology annotation, molecular function: calcium ion binding; D-type glycerophospholipase activity.